Dunckerocampus dactyliophorus (ringed pipefish) is the source of this 2806-nucleotide messenger RNA. RefSeq names its product proteasome 26S subunit, non-ATPase 3 (gene psmd3). The transcript is spliced from 12 exons. Gene Ontology annotation, molecular function: protein binding; enzyme regulator activity. The record is from RefSeq and is a predicted model, not a curated record. Gene Ontology annotation, biological process: regulation of protein catabolic process; ubiquitin-dependent protein catabolic process. The coding region runs from base 1150 to 2709 and encodes 519 amino acids. Lineage: Eukaryota; Metazoa; Chordata; Actinopteri; Syngnathiformes; Syngnathidae. Gene Ontology annotation, cellular component: proteasome complex; proteasome regulatory particle, lid subcomplex.
UGUGACCUUUCAGCACCGACUUCCACGAGUCGAAGAAGCGAACGAUGUUUGGAUGCUGGAGAGCUUUCAGCAUUCCCACCUCCUCGCUGAACCUCUGCCGCUCCGCCUUGCUCAGACGGUGAGUCUGAUGGGUGAAAGGUCAAAGGAUCAACGUGUAGGUCGUCAGCGUGUUUGUUAUCAAUACCAGCCAGCUGGCGCUGGUGCGGUCUGCAAAGUGCUGAGUCAUUAGCGUGUUAUCUCACAUGUGCACUUGCAUGAUGAGCUGUAUGAUGACAUCACUGGCUUCAGCCAGUAGCAGCACAGGAGGUCAAGGUAGCACAAUAUGUGUGUUUGUGUGUGUGUGUGUGCACCUGUGCUACCUGCAGCUCGCACCAGGCCACCUCCACGGUAGUCUCGGUGUCCAGACCCUUGUAGACCGUCUUGAAGGAUCCUCGGCCGAUCUCGACGUUGAACUUGAGGAAGCGUCCGUCCGGAGAAGACGCCACCGCCUUUGUCUCCACCUCGUCGUGCUCCUCCUCUUCCUUCUGUUGCCACGGUAACGACUCCCUGUUGGAUGACAACAAUGCCACCGCCAUAUCCUCCCCUUCCUCAGAGCUGCUGUCCAAUUGGACGUCCAGGGAAUCGUCCACGUGGAUUGUUCCGGGAAGAGGAGGACAGGCGAGAGUCUCAGGCUUCAUGGUGUCUUCAUGUGGGUCUGGACCAGCAGAUGUUUCUGCCUUCACUCCUCUGACAUGCUCUAUCAGCUGGGGGCAGAUGGUAGGAGGAGUUAGGACAAGCUCCGCCCCCAGACACCUGGAAGACAACAACAUUUACACGUGAACUAUAUAUGAACUACAUCAAUAUUUUAUAUUGUUUAUAUAAACAUACAUAUACUAUUGUUGUCAUUUAUUUACGUCAAGUUAAGAACCAGAGAGGAAGAAGUAAAAGUAUUUCUGUACUCUCCACCACUGCGCUGCGCAGAACGUGGAAGUCGAUUAGUCACGUCUCGAUUAAUGUUUUCUGGGAUCUCCUCGUACUGCCUGCGUCGUCCCACAAUCCUUUGUGCUGCAUAAUAGUUGCCAGUCAUUGUAGCGAACGCUUGAGAGGGCAGUAGUUUAUUAAAAAGCUGUCUUUGUGCUGUGAACUGCUUCUUUUCCACGAGCACACACCAUGAAGGAGACAGCGGCCAAGCGGCGGGACCGAGCGGGAGGCCGAGACCGGGACUCGAAGACUGACAAGCCGAAAGAGGUCGGCGCCGAGCCGCAGGACGUGGAGAUGCCCGAGGCGGAGGCUGCUAGCUCUGCUAAGCAGCCCAAAGAGAUGGACAGUCUCACUUUGGACGACAUCAAGGAGCACGUCAAACAGAUCGAGAAGGCCGUGUCAGGGAAGGAGCCUCGCUUCGUCCUGCGUGCGCUGAGAGCGCUACCGUCUACGAGUCGCCGCCUCAACACGUUGGUGCUGCACAAAGCCAUCAGCGGCUUCUUCACCAACAAUGCUGCCACCAGAGACUUUCUGCUGUCCUUCCUGGAUGAGCCCAUGGACAUGGUGGACGGAGACGUGCCGUUUCGUCCUAGGACAGGGAAGGCGGCGUCCAGUCCACUGCUGCCAGAGGUGGAAGCCUACCUGCAGCUGCUGCUGGUCGUCCACCUGACCAACAACAAGAGGUUCCCUGAGGCUCAGAAGGUGUCUGAUGACCUGCUGCACAAGAUUGCCUCCAAGAACCGCAGGGCCCUGGACCUGGUGGCCGCCAAAUGCUACUACUACCACGCCAGGGUCUAUGAGUUCUUGGGCCAGUUCGACACCAUCCGCAGCUUCCUGCACACUCGCCUACGCACGGCGACCCUGCGCCAUGAUGCCGACGGCCAGGCGGUUCUUCUGAACCUUCUGCUGAGGAACUACCUACACUUCAACCUGUACGACCAGGCCGAGAAGCUCGUCUCCAAGUCCGUCUUCCCCGAACUUGCCAACAACAACGAGUGGGCCCGAUACCUCUACUACACAGGUCGCAUUAAAGCCAUCCAGCUGGAGUACUCUGAGGCUCGCAGAACUCUGACCAAUGCGCUGAGGAAAGCACCUCAACACACUGCUGUGGGCUUCAAACAAACGGUCCACAAGCUGCUGAUCGUGGUGGAGUUGUUGUUAGGAGAGAUUCCUGACAGGCUCCAGUUCAGACAGCCGUCACUCAAGAGGUCUCUGAUGCCCUACUUCCUGCUGACUCAGGCAGUGAGAACGGGAAACCUGUCCAAGUUCAACCAGGUGUUGGAGCAGUUUGGUGAGAAGUUCCAGGCUGACGGCACGUACACGCUCAUCAUCCGCUUGAGACACAACGUCAUCAAGACUGGUGUGCGCAUGAUCAGCCUGUCCUACUCUCGCAUCUCGCUGGCUGACAUCGCUCUCAAGCUGCAGCUGGACAGUCCAGAAGAUGCCGAGUUCAUAGUGGCCAAGGCCAUCAGAGACGGCGUGAUCGAGGCGAGCAUCAAUCACGAGAAAGGCUUUGUCCAAUCCAAAGAAACCAUGGACAUCUACGGCACCCGAGAACCUCAGCUGGCUUUCCACCAGAGAAUCUCCUUCUGCUUGGACAUACACAACAUGUCUGUCAAGGCUAUGAGGUUUCCACCAAAAGCUUACAACAAAGACCUGGAAUCAGCAGAGGAGCGUCGGGAACGUGAACAGCAGGAUCUGGAGUUCGCCAAAGAAAUGGCCGAAGAUGACGACGACAGCUUCCCCUGAGCCCCUCAGCUGGCUUCCUGUCCAGACAGCGGCAGUCCUCAUGUCCUCUUUGUUUUUUUUGCUGUGGUGUAUGAACCAAUAAAAGACCGUGACUUUG